ACCCCGCCCACCCAAACAGUCCCCAGCAAGCAACACCCGCCAUUUUUGAUUCAUCUCCGUUCUCCUUUCGCCCCCAAAGGAAACAAAAAAAACCCAUUAACAAGAAACCCCAAAGAUCGAUUCUUUCUUCUUCUUUACCCCGAGAAAUCAACCUCACUCUGCAAAGCUAUGGAGCAGCUCAGCUUCUCAACUCCCUCCUCUCGCAUAUGCAUCAUCAGCAUUCUCUUAGACCUCCCCGCCAAAUCCCUCCUCCGCUUCAAGUGCGUCUCCAAGGCAUGGCACCGCUUAAUUUCCCACCCCAAAUUCCAAGAGAAGCACUACGCCCGCAGGGCUUCCGUCCCCCGCUUCUUCUUCCAGUGCUCCGACUUCGAUUACGACCAAUCCUCCGGCACAGCCCGCCAACGCUUCGCAAUCUUGAACUCCGCCGGCGUUCCCCUCGACGUCCUCCGCGUAAACGCCGUCGGCGGGCCGAUCAAGCUCGUCCUCCUGAGUUCCCGCGGGUUGCUCUGUUUCGCCACCGAAACCUGCGUCUACCUCUGCAAUACGGCCACCCGUUCCCUCAUCCAGCUCCCGCCGCCCCACGGCGUCGACCGUCAAGGAAAUCCGUUAACCAUUUCCGGGUUCGGGUACAUGGAAUCGGCCGGGGAGUACAAAGUGGCGAGAGUGGUGCACAAGCCUUGGCUAGGAGACCACUCGCCCUGCAAGUUGGAGUGCUCUGUUUUCACCUACUCUGUUUCCGCCCAACCGCCGGCGGCGGCGGCCAACGACGGGAAACUGCUGGCUGACACCUGCCCUUACUUCGUGAACGAGGUCAGCUUGCCGGUUUUCGCCCGUGGGACCGAAUCCAUCUACUGGAAGAUUGUGCAGAACCGGCAUUGCCUCUGCCACAGCACAGCUCAGGCUAGGCCGGACGUUUUCUUGGCUUACUUGGACGUCAAGAAAGAGAGGUUUGGAGUUGUACGCUGGCCUCAAGGCUUGAGGAGGCCGAAUCCGAGCGUCGGUGAUUGGAGGGAGGCCGGUGAGAUUCCUCUGAGAAUCAUGGAGUCCAAGCUCGCCGGGAGCGUUGAGAAGCUGAGCAUGAUUGAGACUCCGGAAGACCUCCCGCUCCGCCUGGUGGUGUGGCUGCUGACUGAUCAGGAGAACAGCCAUUGGGUCAGACAAGCCGUCGUCUCGCUGCCUCUUUUCGACGACGGAACCAUCCUGGGAGAGAUCAAAGAAUACAGGAGUGAUCUGAUCAUCUACAGCUCGCCAUACAAAGUGAUCAUCUUCAUCAACCCUGAGAACGGGACGUUUAGGAAGGUGCGCAUUCCUGCGAAUUUGCGCAGCUUGGAUUUCUGUACCUACACUGAGAAUCUCUUGACCUUGCAGCUCCCACCAAAUCAAGGUGGUAACUAGACUAGAGCCUCUUUUGCCAUUAGAAUUUGGUUGUAGCAAUCAGGCAAGGCAUAGUUGCAGAUAAGAGUAAUGAGAUAGGAACCAUGUGAAUGUAAGUCAGCAGAAAAUGUGCAGUCUGCAACUUUGUACACAAAAGUCUGCACAGAUCAAAAGAGUUGCGACUCCCACCUUCUAAGGGUUAGCUAGUGCCUCUUUUGUUGUUAGACUUUGGUUAUAGUAAUCAGGCAGGCAUAGUUACAGAUAGACUAAUGACUAAUGAGAUAGGAACAUGUGAUGUAAGUCAGCAGAAACUGUGAAGUCUGCAAUUUUGUACACAGAACAGAAGUUGCAUAGAUCAAAGAGUUGUCAACAGAAUGUUUUUUCUUCUUUUCUUUGCUUGUGUACUGAAAGGAGUCUUACUUAGUCAACAAGCAUGACAAUUUGAUGACUUUCCAGCCACUGAUUCUGUAUUCUGGCCAAUUUCACUAGACUGGCAGUUUUACUAGAACCGAACAUAGUCAAAGAAUGCGAUCGAAUCGGAAGGUUAUAUACAGUGCUGCACAUUUGGAAACUCGUAUUUACAGAAAUGGGAAACAGACUGCUCGCGCUAUUUAGGGCGGCUCUCAGUUUUCAGGAAGCGGACGUAUUCCUGCUGCAACAUCUCUCCUCCAUGAACUGGAUCAAAUUGACAUCUGUAGAAGCUGUGGAAAAAAGAAUAAAAUUUUGUGAGUGAGCGGAGAUGAUAAGUAAACUUAAUGGAAUUAGCUGUGCUGCUGCUGUCAGUUUAGUUAGAAUCACCAUGGUCCUAGAGAAACAGCCUAAAGUAUUGAUUUGAGUAUAUGGCAACUUUCAAUGAGCUGCAUAACGGUAAUAGCAGGCAAUUUGAAGUCAAUGGUUCUUUAACACUCGAGGAUAGCAUGACCGAGAGAAGUUGGGUUUGGUGUUCACAACAUGUGCCGUAAGGCCAAAGUUCACUAACUUAUAUUCAGGAUCUGUGUAAUAGCAGUUUUACUUCAACUGCCAAUAUGCCAAUAGUCCAACUUCUCAAGUGCUGCACCCUAUAAAAGAGAAGUAAAUGG
Molecule: messenger RNA, 2453 nt
Organism: Linum trigynum
Lineage: Eukaryota; Viridiplantae; Streptophyta; Magnoliopsida; Malpighiales; Linaceae
Source: the annotation of a GenBank genome assembly